CACAAUACUCCUUGUGUUGUUAGUCAUCCUAUUGCAAUUUACAUUGGAACGAUUGCUCACCUGAGCAGGUACGCUGAGAGCCGUUCUGCAGAGGAUAUAUAACGCUUCUCGAGUUCGGCGAAGCGAACAGGACGAACUCCAUCAAGCCAAAACUUCGUAGACAGCGACGAUACAUCGUUACUGUCCCUCUCAAUCAUCAUGCCACACGCCUCAAGAUGGAGAUUGUCCAUCCCAGAAAUAACCAUACCUUCCUUCAUGUUCGGCUCUGCCGAUGCCAGCCUUGAUGACAACGAAAAAAUCUUCGUCAAUGCCAAACGUCCGAGUGAACAGUACCUUACUCUUCAUGCUUAUCGAGAAUGGGCGAAGCGGUUUGCCUCUGGUCUGCAGCUCUCGGGACUGGAAGAAGGAGAUCGCGUCAUGCUGUUCUCCGGCAAUGGCAUCUUCAAUCCAAUUGUCGUCAUGGGAUCGGCCAUGGCCGGUGCCAUAUACAACAGCGCCAAUCCGGCAUAUACUCCUCGCGAACUUGCGCACCAACUGAAAGACGCCGACCCACGGAUUAUCCUUGCCGCCGAUAACUGCAUUGAUCGCGCAGUCCAAGCUGCAGACAUGAUUGGCAUGGACAAAAGCAGGGUCUUCCUCUUCACUGACCCUCCGAUGGACCACACAGCACACCUACAGAGUCCGAAUACAAAACACCAGCAUUGGAUCACGCUCAUCGCCGAGCCAGAAGCGGGCAAGGCCUUUACCUGGAGAGAUCCAACAGUUUCAGACUCUGCCUCGCGCACCGCACUUCUAGUUUAUUCCUCGGGCACGACGGGUCUCCCAAAAGGCGUCGAGCUCACGCACCGUGGCGUUAUCGCGAACGUGCUUCAGCUCAAGCAGAUGCAAUUUUCAAAGGGCGACAAGUCUGCAAGACGAAAUCUGUGCGUUGUUCCCAUGUAUCACGUUCUCGGUCUGCAUUAUUACACUUUCACCGCACCUAAAUGGGGCAUUCGGACGGUGUUGAUGGAGCGCUACAACCUGCCAGAUAUGUUGGACCACAUUCAACGAUUCAAGAUCACAGACUUGCUCCUCGUUCCUCCGAUCUUGGUGGCCAUGGCGAAACACCCCUCCGUCCGUGAUGGAACAUGUGAUGUCAGUAGUGUACAGAGGGUUAUAGCUGGUGCCGCUCCUAUCGGCAUGGAAGUGACGAAGCAAUUUGAAGAGCUUUUCGGGGGCAGAUUGAAGGUGCGGCAAGCAUGGGGCAUGUCCGAGACACCAGCUAUCACGUUGUGCUGGGAUGAGAGGGACCACCAGGGUACCUCGUCAAUCUCCAUCGGUGAACUCAUACCGGGCUGUGAAGCUAUGCUCGUCGAUGAAGAUGGCCGAGAGGUCACCGGCCCUGGGGACCCGGGCGAAUUCUGGAUCCGCUCCCCCAACAUGCUGAAAGGGUAUUGGCGUAAUGUCCAGGCCACCAAGGACACAAUCACGCCGGACGGGUGGUUGAAGACGGGCGAUAUUGCAUACAAGGAUGAGGCUGGUAAAUGGUACAUGAUUGACCGCAAGAAGGAAUUGAUCAAGGUUCGUGGAGCACAAGUCGCGCCCGCCGAGUUGGAAGCGUUAUUGCUCGAACACCCUCAGAUCGUGGAUGCAGCCGUGAUUGGAAUCAAAACGCCGACUGAUGACGAGGACCCUCGUGCUUAUGUGGUGUUGACUCCAAACGCUACGACGACGGCUGAGGAUGUGAUCAAGUACGUCAAUACGCGCGUGUCGAAGAUCAAACACCUCACUGGUGGUGUUGUGUUUAUUGACGCCAUCCCCAAGAAUCCGUCUGGCAAAAUGCUUCGAAGACAACUCAGGGAUCGUGCUGCAAAGGGCGCCGCAACAUCAAAGUUGUGA
Exophiala oligosperma is the source of this 1878-nucleotide messenger RNA. RefSeq lists its product as uncharacterized. The coding region runs from base 199 to 1878 and encodes 559 amino acids. Gene Ontology annotation, biological process: secondary metabolic process. The transcript is spliced from 5 exons. NCBI's taxonomy places the organism in Eukaryota, Fungi, Ascomycota, Eurotiomycetes, Chaetothyriales, Herpotrichiellaceae. Gene Ontology annotation, molecular function: CoA-ligase activity. The record is from RefSeq and is a predicted model, not a curated record.